AUGGUCGCUGAUGCUUUAAAGUCAUUUUCUACCAAUGUCGGAUCGCACAUAAAGGAUGCUUAUAAAAGCACGGAGUCGGAGGUGACUCACUUCUCCCACACCUUCAAAGAUAAAGUCACAUUUUACCAUAGAGAUUAUGAUCAGGACGACGAACUUAUAAAAAAUUACAACCAUGAAAUUAAACAAGCAAGACAUGGCCUAGGCCAUCUUGUUUCUCAAAUCAACCAAUUCUACAAAAGGUUGGUACCUCAUAUGAUGUCACUUAACAUCAAGAUUGUCCGCGACUUCCAAUUGCUAAUUGGACCCGAUUCGUUGCAGUUCAAAGACAUUGAAAAGUAUUAUCACGAGUUUGAUCUAUUCCAGGCAGAGCAAGAGGUGCCACAUGUUCAUCCUAAGGAGAAGCAGUUUUCAAUAGACGGUGUGAAUGAGGAGUUGUUUCAAUACUUGCAGUCCACCUCUGCUCUCAAACACAACUUGGAAAACGAGUGCCUUGAUUUUCUAGACUCAACAGUUCCCAAAGUCCAAUCAAUGAGAAAAAGGUUAAAAGAAACGUUGAAGUUGAUCAAGAGGAGAGACCGCAAACGCGAUGAUCAAGAUAGGCUCGAAAGAAAGAUUGCCAAAUUAAACCAAAAGAAGCCACCUUUAACUGACAAAGACGAAGCUCAUUUGACAAAACUUCAACGUGAAUUUGAAGAAGUGGAUAUCGAAUUUAAAAUAUUGAAUGAUAAAGCAACAACAAUUUUGCCUCAUAUUAUGUCAUUUUUGGACGAGUUUAUUGAAUCGAUUACCCAACUACUCAUAUUGAAACAAGACAGCAUAUACGGGAGGAUAUUGGAGAAUUUCAAAUAUUUUGCCACAUUCUAUGGCUUGAUUUAUGAAGAAGUACCGACUUAUGAAGCAAUUUUAGGCCAAUGGGAACUGGAUAUCACGUCAACCAGGCUGCAGAUUGAGUCAUUCAUUACGAUAUUACAAAAUUCUAAAACUGACUUGUUGAAUGUCGAAAUUGAUGAUGAGGACAAGUCUCUGAAAACAUACAAAUUUUACCACAAAUUGUCAAACAAAAUAUUUGAUAAGUCCCAUACAGUAAAGCCGAGGGACAUGUCUGCGGGCAUGUUUAAUGACACUACUGAAGCUGACCCCCUUGUAUCAUUUGAAAAGUACAACAACCCACAAGCUAACCAAUCGGAGACGUACCAUCCUAGAAAGAUAUUGGGUAUAGAUGAUGUUGUUGUUGAGAAAGCUGUUAACUUUCAACCUGAGUUACCGCCAAGACCGACACUUGCGUCGUUCAAGUCUAUGCAACAAAGUACACAAGUCCCUAACCGGGUAUAUUUCUCACAAAGCGCAAACAAUUCCAUGGAGUCAUUGUCCUUGGAUAGUGAUGAUGAGACAGUCAUGUCUGAUGCCUCGCUGGUUAGCUCUGCGCCUUCUCAUUCAUUAUCAGGGUACACAAGCGGCGACAUUUCAGUCGAUAAAGAAUUGAAAAGAAUCUACAGCAUGUCCAAGAAUGAGAUUAAAGUGGCACCUGUGCUUUCCAAAUUCAACAAUAUUGUGCCCAAUGUGGAAAUUCCUAAAUCUCAGACUAUAACCGACGCUUAUAAACUUGCAUUACUCGAUCAUUUUUACCUGAGAUUGGACACUUUAAAACGAACUACAAAAAUUGCUAAAUACGAUUUUACAGGAGCUGAAGUUGGAGAUUUAUCUUUUAAAAAGGGCGACAAUAUCGAAGUAGUAUUUGAUUUACAAAACACUUGGAUUUGUGCCUAA
Messenger RNA from Lodderomyces margitis, 1767 nucleotides. RefSeq lists its product as uncharacterized. Gene Ontology annotation, biological process: endocytosis; actin cortical patch localization; plasma membrane tubulation. Gene Ontology annotation, cellular component: Rvs161p-Rvs167p complex; mating projection tip; medial cortex. Lineage: Eukaryota; Fungi; Ascomycota; Pichiomycetes; Serinales; Debaryomycetaceae. Gene Ontology annotation, molecular function: protein binding; lipid binding. The coding region runs from base 1 to 1767 and encodes 588 amino acids. The record is from RefSeq and is a predicted model, not a curated record. The transcript is spliced from 2 exons.